CAGCCACGGUUCGACAUUCAUACCGCUGUCUCGCAGCCGGGCAGGCGAUUUGCGUGUGUCUAAACCUCAUAUCACCACAGUGUGAUUGAUUUCCUGCUUAAAGGUAACAGGCUGUGGGCGAACGUGCAGCCAAAGCGUAGCUAAAGCCUAACCUCCAAAUGCGGUCUACCUAUGGCAACCACGACAUGACACUCGAACUCCAAGAGUCACUUCGCCAGCAUGCGGAUGGAGCUGGCCGACAAUCUUGAUGAAGGAAAAUGCAGGACCAAGAAGUAUGACGCUCCGAACUGUCGUACAGGCUCCUGGCAUGCAGCUCGACCAGUAAUCCAAAGGUCACAGCGAUGCUUCUGCUGUUCGACAGCAGAGACGGCAGUUUCUUCAGUAUCUGCAGAUUUCACGUUCAACGAUUCAGGUCGGCUCGAGAUUGCGGAACUCACGCGUAGCGUAGAACGCCAUUAAAG
Baudoinia panamericana UAMH 10762 is the source of this 461-nucleotide messenger RNA. RefSeq lists its product as uncharacterized. The coding region runs from base 220 to 459 and encodes 79 amino acids. The transcript has 2 exons. The record is from RefSeq and is a predicted model, not a curated record. NCBI's taxonomy places the organism in Eukaryota, Fungi, Ascomycota, Dothideomycetes, Mycosphaerellales, Teratosphaeriaceae.